This is a messenger RNA of Cetraspora pellucida, 483 nucleotides long. NCBI's taxonomy places the organism in Eukaryota, Fungi, Glomeromycota, Glomeromycetes, Diversisporales, Gigasporaceae. The record is from the annotation of a GenBank genome assembly.
AUGGGUCCAUGCACAAUAUGUGGCAAUGACGACCUUAGAGAAAAGUUUCACAAACUAAUACCAAAUCUUUUGCUUAAAGCUAUGCAAAGUCCUGCCACUCCAAAUUUAAAGGUUAAACUUAGUUUAAAUGAUCAACUUUGUCAAAAACAUUAUACUGAAUUGGUAGUAUUUGAUAGAAAUUUAAGCCCAAAUAACCAAUGCAGUUCUGCUGAUAAUAUUUCACUUGAACAUAGUGAAAAAAUAAUGGUUGAACAAUUAGAAAUAGGAAAUGGUGUUUAUAGAUCAAUAAAAUCUGUUUUAGAUAUCUUGCUUCCUAUUUGGAAACAUUCUUCUCCGCCAAUUCUUAUUUCAGAAGAUACGAAUAGAUUAAAACUUGGAGAUAAUGGCUAUAAUGUAGGUCACAAACAAAACUAUGUAAUGAUAACAUUUUGUCUUUUAAAUGAGGGUAGUCAAGUUUUAAAGCCUGAUUAUCAAUAUUGGUAG